Messenger RNA from Athene cunicularia (burrowing owl), 4730 nucleotides. It is a transcript of the gene PYROXD1, whose product is annotated as pyridine nucleotide-disulphide oxidoreductase domain 1. Gene Ontology annotation, molecular function: oxidoreductase activity; flavin adenine dinucleotide binding. The coding region runs from base 67 to 1479 and encodes 470 amino acids. NCBI's taxonomy places the organism in Eukaryota, Metazoa, Chordata, Aves, Strigiformes, Strigidae. The record is from RefSeq and is a predicted model, not a curated record. The transcript is spliced from 13 exons.
GCGCGGAGUCGGUUCGUGGUGGUGGGCGGCGGGAUCGCGGGAGUCACCUGCGGCGAGAAGCUGGCCAUGGAAUUCCCAUCAGAAGAUAUUUUUUUAGUGACAACUUCUCCAGUUAUAAAAGCUAUAACCAAUUUCAAACAGGUCUCCAAAACACUUGAGGACUUUGAUGUAGAAGAGCAACCAAGUUCUCUAUUAGAAAAACGAUAUCCCAAUAUUAAAGUUAUACAGUCUGGAGUAAAACAACUGAAAAGUGAUGAACAUAAAAUUUUCACUGAAGAUGGAAAAGAAUAUAUGUAUGAAAAAAUUUGCCUGUGUGCUGGGGCAAAACCAAAAUUAAUUUUUGAAGGAAACCCAUAUGUUUUAGGAAUCCGGGAUACUGACAGUGCACAGGCUUUUCAGAAGAAUUUGGCUCAAGCUGAGAGAAUAGUAGUGGUAGGAAAUGGUGGGAUUGCACUUGAAUUAGUGUAUGAAAUUGAAGGCUGUGAAGUAAUCUGGGCUAUCAAAGACAAAGCCAUUGGGAACACUUUUUUUGAUGCAGGAGCAGCUGAAUUUCUCAUUCCAAAGCUAACUACUGAAAAACGAGAAACUCCAAUUGAGUGUAAAAGAACCAAGUAUACAAUGGAAGGAAGUGAGGAAAAAGAAGGCCUUAUAGCAGCAUCUGACAAGUUGGGCAGUGCCUUAGGCCCUGACUGGCAUGAAGGCUUACAUCUUAAAGGAACUAAAGACUUUUCUCAUAAAGUACAUAUUGAAAUACUAUGUGAAGUGAAGAAAAUACACUUACAGCAAGAAUUUAUACAACUGAAACGGACUUCUUUGGCGUUUCCGAAGAAAGAGAAACAUGCAGAACCAGACACAGUGCUAUGGCCUGUAUAUGUGGAAUUAACUAAUGGAAAAAUAUAUGGAUGUGAUUUCAUUGUCAGUGCAACUGGAGUUGUGCCAAAUGUUCAACCAUUUCUAGAUGGCAAUAAUUUUGCUGUAGGUGAAGAUGGAGGUCUUAAAGUAGAUAAACACAUGCGUACAUCCCUGCCAGAUAUAUAUGCAGCUGGCGAUAUCUGCACGGCAUCGUGGGAACCUAGUCCAUUGUGGCAUCAGAUGAGACUGUGGACUCAAGCUAGGCAGAUGGGAUGGUAUGCAGCAAAAUGCAUGGCAGCAGAUACUUUGGGAGAAUCCAUUGAUAUGGAUUUCAGCUUUGAACUAUUUGCUCACAUUACAAAAUUUUUCAAUUACAAGGUGGUGGUUUUGGGAAAGUAUAAUGCUCAAGGCUUGGGUUUAGACCAUGAACUGAUGCUGAGAUGUACCAAGGGACAAGAGUAUGUUAAAGUAGUGAUGCAGAGUGGCCGAAUGAUGGGAGCUGUGCUGAUUGGUGAAACGGACUUGGAAGAAACCUUUGAAAACCUAAUUUUAAAUCAAAUGGAUCUUUCAGCCUAUGGUGAAGAUCUUCUGAAUCCAGAUAUUGAUAUAGAAGAUUAUUUUGAUUGAACAAAAACCUAAUUUCCAUUUUAUAUGAAGUUUUGACACCAAGUAAUAUGUCUUAUAAAACUGCUUCCUCAGGAUUACCAGAAAUGAGGGAUAAAUGCAAUUCCUUGUUAAGAUUUUGUGCUUAUCUUGUCAAAAUACUGACCCACAAGUUAAAUCAAUCUGCAUAGAAAUACAGCAACAAAAGCAAGUGGAUUAGCGUUGGUAGAGUUAUCAUCUAGAUUAGAUAAACGUAAGAGAACUGGGCUAUAACAGUCUUAAAACAUGGGCUUCACUGUGCUGUUAGGACAGCACUGCAUUCACUUGAAAGCAAGGUAGCCUUCACUUUUUAAAAGUAAAUAAAACACAUUAAAUCCUGGGCUCGCCCCGUAUCUCCUUGUUCCCCAACCCAUGCAUAAUUUGCUUGCCAGGGUUACCAGAGCCUGGUUUCCCCAUGACUUGCUGCUUGGCAUGUUUCUUCUCUCAACCAGGGUGCCUUGAUAUGCUGGUGCUCCUUACCUCGGCAGCAUGAGUACUGCCAGGGUAGGAAGGCCCCUGCCCCUAAAGCCACUUGUGCAGGUGAAUGUUUACAAGGCAGUCACGCAGCGUGUUACUGUCCCACUAGCAUCCCUCCACUGCUCAGGCUUGCGAGUACUUAAAACAGGUUUCAAGACUCCUGUUCCAGCUAACGGUCCCAUCUCUGCUGAGCUGGCUCAGAUUAACAGAGGACAUCUUUAGAGUACAGCGAGAGCUCUCACUACCUAGAAUGCCAUCUGAAAUAUAUGGCGAGAUGGAUGCCUUCCCUCCGCCCACCUCCCCCAUAACUUUAAUUUUGAAAUUAAUGUAUUUUCUACUCGGGUAAGUACAGAACACAGACUUUUCCAGGAUGAGGUGUCAGUUGAGAGCAGGUUUUUUUACUGCUUGUGAGUUCAGCUGUUCAGGUGCUGUGGUGGUGCUGCCCUGAUGCGUCCUGUCCAGUCUCCAGCAACCUACAGUCCGCUCCAGGGAAAGGUUAAUGCAGUGCCGCUGGUGGAUGGCACCUGCAGUGGCCUUCCCUGGCAGGAGCCUGUGCAGCAGGUUGCUGUAUCCAGCCCAUGUGGUGGAUGGUACAGGAUGCUAUUUUGAAUGCAAGUCCCAUAUGCCUGUGUGAAUCCUAAUAGGCAGCUGUUAAAGUCACUUAAUGAAAACAUUCAUAGCAGCUGUGUGUCUUAGCCACUUCCUGCCCUCACCUCAUUCCCACUAUCAUACUUAUUGGUUCCAGGAAGGAAUUUUUGCAGGUACUAAAGUCCAGUUUGACUUGUGGUAACUAGUGACAAACUACCUUACUAGUAAGUUUUAAGUGGGGGGUUGUUUGUUUUCAGUUGUAACAACCUCCAAGUGUUUUGUUACACAAGAUGCAGUUUAAUAAUAAUGAUGUGUAUGUAGAGGCUUGCUUCAAUCAAGUUCCUUCUUUUUUAGUUGCUAGGCAUAAUUUAGUGCCUAGGUGAUAAAGCCCAACAAUUUAAGCUAUUCCUUAAUGUCCUCUCUAUUCCACAGUGUCAUCCAGAGACAGAGGUUGUUUCAUAUUAGCUUUUGAUUUUGUUCUAUAAUUGCUACUAGGGAGGUGCUGUUUAUUUAGGGUCAAACUGGGAACAUUUUGUUGUACUCCACUAAAUGCAAAGUUGGUGGUACAUAUCAAGACUUCUCCCAGAAAAGUUACUCUUAAAAAAUAAUUAAGAGAAUGACAGUUUAAUUAAAUCAAUUAAUUCCACACACUUCUAGCAAAGGUGUCAGCUGAACAAUGGGUGAAAUACUAAGUGUUAAUCACUGACAAGAUUCUACCAGAAAAAUAAAGAUGAAGAGCAUGUUCUUAAUCAUGUUUGGUUUAUAUUUAAGUUGGUAUACAGCUAAAUGUCUGUGGGGGAAUCCAAAAUGAAACCUACCAGAACCAUUUAUAAUGAGUUUGAACUUGCCUUACUGAUCAGUGGCUGCUAAGAUUGAAAAAAAAAAAAAAUCAAAAUGUAGCAUUCAGCCUCAUGUAUGCCUAAGCAGUGCUUAAAGUCAGCAGUAGCUGUUGGGUCUUUACCACUGUUUUCUUCUGGAAACACUGAUGUUUAAAGGAAGUCAACAGGUAUAUAUAUCUAUUCAUAUAAAGUUAAAUAUUCUCCCUACUGAAAUGGGAGACAAAUUAUUAUGUAGCUGAAGGUUUUCCACAGUCCAUACAGACUGCUGAGGAAUGACUGUGACCUUCAGUGUAGAAUAGCUGCAGUUCAGCUCGCAGGGUGUGCUGUCCUAGGUUACAGCUUCUGUUUGGCAUGGAGAGAAAAAGACUUCAUGCCACUUAAUUACACAAUGCAGAAGGUAGGACUGACCAAAUAAACAGUGUUAAUGCACUUUAAGUAGCCAAUUUCAGAGGAUAUUGAUUAUAUAACCAUAAGUAGUCCUCAACUGGGAAAAGUAGGAAUGGAAAAAAAGCUUACAUAAAGCCCUCCACUGCAAAAGAACCAAAAGUUUUUAACGUCCCUUCACACCUGGGCUGUUCUGUGAGUCUGAAUGUGUAAGUGCUAGGCUGUUUGGAACAGAGUAUCACUUCCCUCAAGCCUACUUCCUAUAUGAAAGUGAGCCUUCCAUUAUUAGGAAGCUUUUCCUUUUAUAUGAUUGGUCAAAUCUAAAUAUUAAGAUGGCAGGAGGUCAGAUGGUUCUAGGUUGAGAGGAGUUAACAAGGGUAAUUUCCUGGUUACUGAAUCCAUUCCAGCAGCAUUUUACAGCAAGAGGAGCUCAAUAUACAUCAUCUAGUUCAGAAGAAAUUAGAGGGGAAAUCCAGAACCCUAAAGGGCAAGGAAAGGACUACUUGCUCUUAGUUGUAACUUCCAUGUGGUUCAAAGAUUCUUUUUAAUAAAUAGCAUAACCACAACAUCUGCAUUUAUGGGAUUAAGCACUGCUUAAAGGUUAAGUGUAAACAAAACCAAAGCCCAGCAGUUGCUGCUCAGGAACUGAAAGUGUGGGCAGAACUGCUCUUCAGGCCUUUCCCCUCAACCCAGCUAUUCUUGCUCUCGACAAAUAGAAGGGGAACUGAAAGCACCGAGUUAUCAGUAGCAGCAAAAGGCCUUAUUGGUUACCAAACAUGACAAUUUUCAGUAACAGCUCAUGUUUCUCCAAACUCAUCAAGGUAAUAGCUCAAGCAUUCUUUUUAUCAUCUAUCACUUUGUACCUACUACACUGAGGUCUUCUCAUGUUCAGCCUCAGGUCCUGACAGUGUUCAACUUCAAAAUUAAUUUUCCUGCCUUUCUAGGAAA